Molecule: messenger RNA, 3267 nt
Organism: Saccharomyces kudriavzevii IFO 1802
Lineage: Eukaryota; Fungi; Ascomycota; Saccharomycetes; Saccharomycetales; Saccharomycetaceae
Gene: JSN1
Product: Jsn1p
Exons: 1
Coding region: 1-3267 (1088 amino acids)
Molecular function (GO): RNA binding
Source: RefSeq, a predicted model, not a curated record
AUGGAUAAAAGUAAACAGAUGAACGUCAACAGCCUGUCCAACAUUCCUGAGGUGAUUGAUCCAGGUAUCACUAUCCCGAUAUACGAGGAAGAGUACGAGAAUAAUGGAGAAAGUGCUAAUGGUCAAUUGCAGCAGCAGCCGCAGAAGCUUGGAUCAUAUAGGUCCCGUGCGGGGAAAUUCUCUAAUACGUUGAGCAACCUUUUGCCGUCCAUCAGCGCCAAGCUGCAUCAUUCAAAGAAAAAUAGCCAUGGUAAGAACGCAGCUGAGUUUUCCUCCAGUAACAAUAGUUCUCAGUCUACGGUGGCGUCCAAAACCCCGAGAGCUAGUCCUUCCAGAAGUAAGAUGAUGGGUAGCUCUAUAGACGGUGUAACUAUGGAUAGAUCGGGCAGCUUGACUCCUCCUCAAGACAUGGAAAAAUUGGUGCAUUUCCCGGACUCGACUAAUAGUUUCUUAAUUCCUGCUCCCAGAGGAUCUAGUGACUCGUAUAACUUGCCACACCAGAUCUCGAGGACAAGAAAUAAUACCAUGUCUUCUCAAAUCACUUCCAUAUCGUCAAUUACUCCCAAACCUCGUACUUCGAGCGGGAUAUGGUCUUCCAAUGCCAGUGCCAACGACCCCAUGCAGCAACAUCUUAUGCAACAAUUGCAACCCACAACAAGCAAUAACACCAACAAUUCAAAUACGCUUAACGACUACUCAGCGAAAAGCGCAUACUUUGACAACUUGGUAUCCACUAGUGCAAGCCAAAUGAUGGAUAAUAAGAUGAAUGCGAACAGCUUGGCUAUUCCAAACUCCCUUUGGUCAAACACAAGACAAAGGUCUCAAUCAAAUGCCUCUAGCAUCUAUACAGACGCUCCACUGUACGAACAACCCGCUCGCGCUAGUAUCUCGUCGCAUUAUACUAUGCCAACACAGGAAUCUCCAUUGGUUGCCGAUGAAAUUGAUCCGCAAUCCAUUAACUGGGUGACAACGGACCUCACUGUACCAUCAAUAAACCAAAUAUCCAAUCUGCUACCCACCAAUACUGUCUCCAUUUCAAACGUUUUCCCCUUGCAACAUCAGCAACCCCAGUUAAAUAAUGCGAUAAAUUUAACAAGCACUUCCUUGGCCACUUUAUGCUCCAAGUAUGGUGAAGUCAUAUCGGCCAGAACUUUGAGAAAUUUAAAUAUGGCUUUAGUUGAAUUUGCUUCAGUGGAAAGCGCCAUAAAGGCCCUUGAUAGUCUACAGGGUAAGGAGGUCUCCAUGAUUGGAACACCAAGUAAACUUUCGUUUGCAAAAAUUUUACCGAUGCAUCAACAACCUCCGCAGUUUCUUCUCAAUUCUCAAGGCUUGCCUUUGGGCUCGGAAAACAAUAACUUACAACCACAGCCUUUGUUACAAGAGCAAUUAUUCAAUGGGUCUGUAACCUUUCAACAGCAAGGAAAUGUCUCUGUACCUGUAUUCAACCAACAACCACAACAACUGCAACACCAGAAUCAUCACUCAGGUCCAACUGGGUUCAACAGCGUUCUACAUGGUUACAAUAAUAACAACAAUGUUCAUGGUAACAACAGUAACUCUGCAAACGAAAAAGAACAAUGUCCCUUUCCACUGCCACCGCCAGGCAUUAAUGAUAAAGAGGAUUCUUUAAAAGGGAUCAUCGAAUUCUUUAAAGCAAAUGCCGAUGAAUAUCAAAUGAAUUCUUUGAUAACGAAAUCAUUGAACCAUGAAGGAACUUCAGAUACCCAAAAUUUUGGCCCUCUACCUGAACCGUUAUCCGUCAGGGAAUUUGAUCCACCAAAAUUACGCGAACUGAGAAAAUCCAUCGAUUCCAACUCAUUUUCUGAUUUAGAAAUCGAACAAUUAGCGAUUGCCAUGCUUGAUGAAUUGCCAGAACUAAGUUCGGACUAUUUAGGUAACACCAUUGUACAAAAGUUAUUCGAACACUCGUCAGAUAUCAUCAAAGACAUCAUGCUAAGGAAAACAAGCAAGUACUUGACUUCCAUGGGUGUUCACAAAAACGGAACGUGGGCAUGUCAAAAAAUGAUCACGAUGGCUCAUACUCCAAGACAAAUCAUGCAAGUAGCCCAAGGUGUUAAAGAUUACUGUACUCCAUUAAUCAAUGAUCAGUUUGGGAACUACGUUAUUCAAUGUGUUUUGAAGUUUGGAUUCCCCUGGAAUCAGUUCAUUUUUGAAAGCAUAAUAGCCAACUUUUGGGUUACUGUUCAGAACAGAUACGGUGCAAGGGCUGUCAGAGCUUGCUUAGAGGCACAUGAUAUCAUAACUCAGGAACAAUCGGUAGUCUUGAGCGCAAUGAUUGUUGUAUAUGCUGAAUAUCUAAGCACCAAUAGCAAUGGGGCGUUGCUGGUGACGUGGUUUUUAGAUACCAGCGUUUUGCCCAAUAGACAUUCUAUCUUAGCACCAAGACUAACCAAAAGAAUAGUUGAGCUAUGUGGUCAUAGAUUAGCUUCUUUGACUAUUUUAAAGAUCUUGAACUACAGAGGAGACGAUAAUGCCAGAAAAAUCAUCCUAGAUUCCUUAUUUGGGAACAUAAAAAUCUCACCCGAUUCUUUGCCGCCAAACGAAUUGAAGAGACUCCUAUGUGAGACGAGCUAUGGUCCCACAUUUGUUCAUAAAGUUUUGGCAAUGCCCUUGUUAGAAGACGAUUUAAGGGCUCACAUCAUCAAACAGGUCAGAAAUGUGUUGAUAGAUUCUACUCCAAUGCAACCAAGUCGCCGUUUAUUGGAGGAAGUCGGGUUAGCAUUACCAUCAAGUACCCAUAACAAGACAAAACAGCAACAACAACAGCAUCAUAACAAUAGCAUUUCGCACGUGUUUGCCACUCCGGAUGCAUCUGGACAACAUAUAAGAGGUCUUUCUGUUUCUAGUGUUAAAAGCGGUGGAUCCAAACAUACCACGAUGAAUACCGCGGUAAACACCGGCUCUUCAGCCUCCGCAUUAUCACCAGGCCAGCCAUUGAAUGUCAACUCCACAAUGGGCUAUUUCAGCUAUCCAGGCGUCUUCCCCGCCAGUGGAUUUUCAGGUAACGCCAAUAAUGGAUAUACUAUCAAUAGUGAUGACUUGAGUUCCCAAUUCGAUAUGCUAAACUUCAAUAAUGGGACCCGUUUAUCUUUGCCACAAUUGAGUUUGACCAACCAUAACAACACUACUACAGAGUUAUUGAAUAGUAUUGGUGCCUCUAAAACCCCAAAGAACAAUAAUAACAAGAAGAACUAUAACGACGAUAAUGCCGCUUUUGAAACUAUGACUUUACAUUCUGCAAACUGA